CUCCUCCCUCGCCCUCCCACGACGCCUCCCUCCCUCCCUCCUUGCGCGCGACGACUCCACACGCGAAGCGAGGCGUCGCGCAUCUAGAUCCGCGCCGCCAAGCUGACUAUUGGAACCCACGCCUUCUUCGCUCCGCGGUGUCAUCAUUACACGAACGUCGCGAGGAGCGCUGCUCCGUCUUCUUCUGCUCGUACUCGUUGGGGAGGCGGGAGCGGGAGGGCAACGUAGGCAAUGGCGGCGGCGAGGAGGGAUGCGGGAGUCCUCGCGCUCUUCGACGUCGACGGCACCCUCACAGCGCCGCGCAAGGUGGUGACGCCGGAGAUGCUGGAGUUCAUGAAGCAGCUGCGCGAGCAUGUGACUGUCGGCGUGGUGGGCGGAUCCGAUCUGGUGAAGAUUACUGAGCAGCUCGGCAAAUCAGUUAUUACUGAUUACGAUUACUGCUUCUCUGAAAAUGGCCUGGUUGCGCACAAGAACGGCCAACUAAUCGGAACUCAAAGUUUGAAAUCAUUUCUUGGAGAAGACAAGCUGAAGGAAUUCAUUAACUUCACUCUUCAUUACAUUGCUGACUUGGAUAUUCCAAUUAAAAGGGGUACGUUCAUAGAAUUCCGAAGUGGAAUGAUUAAUGUAUCUCCUAUAGGGAGAAACUGUAGUCAAGAAGAACGUGAUGAAUUUGAGAAGUACGAUAAGGUGCAUAACAUUCGGCCUAAAAUGGUGUCAGUGCUUCGUGAAAAGUUUGCACACUUGAAUUUGACAUUUUCUAUUGGAGGGCAGAUUAGUUUUGACGUAUUUCCCCACGGCUGGGACAAAACUUAUUGCUUGAGAUAUCUUGAGGAAUUUCAAGAAAUCCAUUUCUUUGGGGAUAAGACUUACAAGGGUGGCAAUGAUCACGAGAUUUUUGAAUCUGACAGAACAAUUGGUCAUACAGUUACCAGUCCCGAUGACACAGCACAGCAAUGCAGAUCUCUCUUCAUGUCGAAGUGAUCUCCAGCCUAUUUCGCCAUUUAUUUUACUUUAAAUUUACCGUGUGUCCUAAUUUAAAAUAACGGCCUAUAGAUCUUUCAUUGUAUUAAUUUUCGUUCUACAUUUUUCAUAACGGUUACAUGCCAUCAUUUUGCUUCCAAGUUCAAACGGAUUGUACUGCUCCAUAUUUACGAAUUUCAGCUUGUAUGUAUACAUCUGUAUUUAUAUUUUUAUAAAAUGAACGAGUUAAUAAAACGGUUACCGUGCAAA
Phragmites australis (common reed) is the source of this 1230-nucleotide messenger RNA. RefSeq names its product phosphomannomutase. Bases 232 to 981 code for a protein of 249 amino acids. Gene Ontology annotation, molecular function: phosphomannomutase activity. The transcript is spliced from 11 exons. Gene Ontology annotation, biological process: mannose metabolic process; protein N-linked glycosylation; GDP-mannose biosynthetic process. The record is from RefSeq and is a predicted model, not a curated record. NCBI's taxonomy places the organism in Eukaryota, Viridiplantae, Streptophyta, Magnoliopsida, Poales, Poaceae. Gene Ontology annotation, cellular component: cytosol.